GUGACAACAACAUGGCGUCGUCUGCUACACUCAGACUCUCUGUUAUACAGAGACAUUUAUCCUCACAGAGACGUGAGGAAGUGUCAGGUGAUGGCCAGGGCGGCGUGGGCGUGGAGGAGAGGUGUGGAGGUGCGAGGAGAGGGUGUGAGGGCGUGGUGUGGGCGGCAACAGGUGGCGGGGAGAGGCAAGAUGGGCAGGGAUCUGAUAACAAUCCUCUCCCAUCACUGCCCAGGAGACGACAAGAAGUGCUGAAAUGGAAUGGCUGGGGUUAUAAAGAUUCACAGUUUGUGGUUCACAAGGAGAAGGAUUACUAUGUAUCCUUUACAGGAAACAGGUACAAAAUUGGCAAUCUGGUUUUGCCUCACUUUGCCAACUGGGUGAGGGAGACUUUAGGGGUCAACUUUGAUGAUUGCACCCCUCCUCAACCUCCGCCUCAACCUCAACACUUUCCUCAACCAACUAUACAGCAAGACUUCCUAGAUGAAAUACAAACAUUGGGGAUAACCCAUAGUUUAGAGGGAGAGGACCGGCUCUUCCGUGCUCAUGGCCACACACUGGCAGAAAUAUUCACACUUAGAGAAGGAAUGUUUCCAAGAAUCCCAGAUUUAGUAGUAUGGCCUAAAAACCAUAGUGAGGUAGAGAAACUUGUCGACUUGGCUUGUCGAUGCCAGACUGCUCUCAUACCAUUCGGUGGCGGCACCAGCGUCUCCGGAGCUUUGUUAUGCCCAGAAGAGGAGAGCAGAAUGAUAGUGUCCCUAGAUACCUCACAGAUGUGUCGUAUCUUGUGGUUAGAUGAAAAGAAUUUAACAGCGAGGAUUGAAGCUGGUAUUAUUGGGCAAGAUCUUGAAAAACAACUUCAUGUCCGAGGCUACACUACCGGCCACGAGCCUGAUUCCUAUGAAUUUUCUAGUCUUGGUGGAUGGGUUGCAACCAGAGCUUCAGGGAUGAAGAAAAACAUUUAUGGAAAUAUUGAAGACCUUGUGGUACAGGUGAAGGUGGUGACCCCGGUGGGCACAGUGGAGCGUUACACAGCGGGUCCCAGGCUCUCCGCUGGCCCUGAUGUCCACCAUUUCAUUCUCGGCUCUGAAGGUACAUUAGGUGUGAUAACAGAAGUGACCAUUAAGGUUCGACCUCUGCCUAUCAUCCAGCGCUAUGGUUCCAUUGCUUUCCCAGACUUCGCCAGUGGAGUGAGCUGCAUGCGAGAAGUUGCACUACACCGCUGCCAGCCUGCCUCCAUUCGCUUAAUGGAUAAUGAACAGUUUAAAUUUGGCCAUGCUCUGAAGCCUCCGACUGGCUUGUUGGGUUUGCUGACCGAUGGCAUCAAGAAAGUAUAUAUCACACGCAUUCGAGGAUUUGAUGUGAACUUAAUGUGUGUUGCAACUCUCCUCUUUGAAGGUUGUGAGCAGGAGGUGACUUCACAAGAGAAGCGGUUAUAUGCCAUAGCACUCAACAAUAAAGGCAUCCCAGCAGGUGAAGCUAAUGGGGAGAGAGGCUACAUGUUGACAUUUGUCAUAGCUUACAUACGGGACUUGGGAUUUGAUUACGGCAUAGUUGCUGAAUCUUUUGAAACAUCCGUUCCCUGGGAUCGUGUUUACACUCUCUGCCAUAAUGUGAAGCAUCGGAUCAAGUCGGAAUGUAAAGCUAAAGGAAUCCAACACACCUUUGUUACAUGCCGAGUAACUCAGACCUAUGAUGCUGGAGCCUGUGUGUACUUCUAUUUUGCCUUCAACUAUAGAGGCCUCUCAGAUCCUGUGCAUGUUUAUGAAGAGAUUGAGGGUAAUGCUCGUAAUGAAAUCCUGGGAUGUGGUGGCAGCAUCUCCCACCACCAUGGCGUAGGCAAGAUCCGACGUCAGUGGAUGAAUCAGACCUUCUCGGAGCCCAGCUUGGGUGCCAUCAGGGCUGUUAAACAAUAUUUUGACCCUGACAACAUAUUUGCCAAUGGCAACUUGUUAUAAAGAUUUUUGGGGGGCAUUUUGGAAGUAAAUAUUGUUGCUUGCCACAGCUGUUGAUGUUUAUCUCUGGGAACAUUGGAAUGCCAGUAUAGUUAUGUAUGGAAUUUUCUUAUGCACUUAAGCCAAAGUGUUGAGAGUUUUAUCAUGGUUUACAGUUUUAUAAAUGUGGCUGUUCUAAAUUUUAAUACACUGUAUUAGUCUAUAUGUUUAUGAAAAGUCGUAUGAAUCACGAAUGUAGGAAGUGAAUGAUUUAUAGGAAAGAAAACAAAUAUGUAUAUGUGCAUAAUUUCUAAAUGGUUAAAAUGUAUUUAUAAUUUCUUAAGACAACCUUGUCAUUGUCUUUGUGUACCUUGAUACAACUUGCUUUGUGUCCCUGACACAAGUGUGCCGCACAAGUUAAUGAAACCAGGGAUUUUUUGUUUUUACCUGUUUUAUAUUACAUCUUGUAAUUGAAAAUGUGAAAUGGGGUUCGAACCCACUUCAAGCAAUUCCUAAAAUCACAGGCCAGUGCUUUAGAACUCGCUAGCCAUGGGUUCAGAUCUCAUUUGUUUUGUGGCUUAUAAAUGCAUCGCUUGGGAAAGUAGCCUCAGUAAACAAAAUAUAAAUACGGUAGUCCCUCCAUAUCCGCCGGGGGGGGAUACUUUCCAAGACCUACUGUGGAUAGUAGCAAACCCAGUACACGAGUCAUUUUUUGUUUACAUACAUACCUAUGAUAAAGUUUAUUUAAUAAAUUAUUCAAAAUAAGUCUAGAAUUAGCACUUUUUCAUUGAUGAGAAGCACUUCACAGCUUCUCUUAGGUUUUGAAGAACUGCCACCAUCAUCACUUUUGUGCUUUGGGACCAUUAUUAUGCAAAAUUAAGAGGUAUUUUGGGGCCACAGUAAACUGCGUAUAAGUGAAACUGCAGAUACAGAAUCCGUGGAUACGGGGAUUCUACUGCAAGAUGUUGCGGAGGCUUGAUCCUCCAUCUGCUAAGUGUGAGACAGACGUGCAUCUUGUACUCACCUGUGCAUUGUGAGUACUAAUAGAAAGCACGUCUGUCUCUUACUCUGCAGACGGAGGAUCAAGCCUCCACAAUGUUUCGUCAUUUUUUUCAUCUUAUUGGUAUAUAUGUGUAGAUAUACUAUCUGUGGUCCUGUAUAAUGAGUUUUUUUACAAGAAGAAAAUGUUCAGAUACAUAUUUCUUUAAUGUUGAUAUUGCAUAUAUAUAUUCAGCUAAAAAUAUUUAAAUGGUCAUUUGUACGUGAACUUUAAAAGGAAUUUAGUUCUGUAUUUAUACCAAAACCAGAGAAGUUUGUAACGCACUGGCCUGCGUGUUUCAGGACUCUUGCCAUGAGUUAAAGCCCCAGUCAUUUCGUGAUUUAUGUGAUAAAAUUGAUUGGCCAGAAGUGCAAAUUUACAAUAAUGAUAGGUGAAUACUUCUUGAACAUUUGUCCAUGUUGCACAAAGGUUUUAGCACAAUCAAUAUUUACCUGUUGCAGUGUAGUACUGAUAUUUUGUAAAGAUUUAUUGUGUGUGUAUUGGCUGCCUCUUGAUCACAUGACAUAGUAUUAAUUUUUGAUCUCUGUAAUAUAGUUAUUAUUUCUUACAAAGAAGCCACCAUCACAAAAAUAGUAUGUAGCAUGAGAAUUUAAAGGCACAAUAUCGUGACUGGAACGAUACCCAGAUAACCCCAUUAACUAGUUAGUCGCUAAUUAAUGGUCCAAGUUGGACCAAAAGUCAUCAUAAGAUUGUCUCUUAUUUGUGGGUUAUCUGUGUGUGUAAUACGAGCAAGAGAAAUCUGUAAAUUUGAAGUAAACAAUUGAAUGAAUAAUG
This is a messenger RNA of Cherax quadricarinatus, 3765 nucleotides long. It is a transcript of the gene Agps, whose product is annotated as alkyldihydroxyacetonephosphate synthase. Gene Ontology annotation, biological process: lipid biosynthetic process. Gene Ontology annotation, cellular component: peroxisome. Lineage: Eukaryota; Metazoa; Arthropoda; Malacostraca; Decapoda; Parastacidae. Gene Ontology annotation, molecular function: alkylglycerone-phosphate synthase activity; FAD binding. The record is from RefSeq and is a predicted model, not a curated record.